GGAGGACCAGGCCCUGCACAUGGGGGUGGUGGGAGUGCUCAGCCUGGACCCUGGCUGGGGCCUGACCACAUGUGGCCCCUCAGACAGGACACCUGGAGCCUCUGCUGUCACGGUUCACAGAAGAGGAGGAGCUGCAGAUGACCAGGAUGCUGCAGAGGAUGGACGUCCUAGCCAAGAAAGCCAGCGAGGUGGGCGUGCGGCUGAUGGUGGAUGCUGAGCAGACCUACUUCCAGCCGGCCAUUAGCCGCCUGACGCUGGAAAUGCAGCGCAAGUUCAAUGUGGAGAAGCCACUCAUCUUCAACACCUACCAGUGCUACCUCAAGGAUGCCUACGACAAUGUCACCUUGGAUGCGGAGCUGGCUCGCCGUGAGGGCUGGUGUUUCGGGGCCAAGCUGGUACGGGGCGCGUACAUGGCCCAGGAACGUGCCCGUGCUGCAGAAAUUGGCUAUGAGGACCCCAUCAACCCCACGUACGAGGCCACCAAUGCCAUGUACCACAGGAGGAACAGCCCUGGGGUGAGGAGCGUCUAGGAGCAAGAUUUAUCCCCUGAGACCAUAAGCAAUAGCUCCUCUGCUUUCAUCUCCUUCCCCCAAAACCUUUAAGGUGGUGUUUUUAAUAUGGAAAAGGUUACUGAACAAAACUAAGUGAGCUCGGCUGCCCCCAGCCAGCUCCCAUCACUUCAGACGAGAGAUGCGGCCCUCCCCAGGCCGCACACAGCCUGUCUGCUUUUCAGUCUCACGCUGGGGAUGGUCAGCUGCUCUGCAUGUGCUCUCGCUCCAUUCAUGUCUGUUGUUGCCCUGCAGUGAGUGAGGUCAGGCCAGCCUUGUACUUUCUCUCUCUGAGGCGGUGUGUGCGUGUCGGAAAUCCAGAGACCCUAGUGUCUUGCUCGCCGGCCUCUGCUCCCCGCCCGGCCCUGCCGGCCUCCUUCCGGGAGCGCUGCUGUCCGUGCCGCGGGGCCCCGUGCUGCGGUCGGCCCGCACUUGGCUCCCUGUUCUGGCGUCUCUAGGCAUGUGUGACCAGAGCCUCCCCUGUCAGUUUGUGGGGCGCCUGUGUUUGUGAGCUGGUCUCUGGGGGCUCCCAGGGUGGGUGCCGUCUGGCGGCUACAGCAGAGGCUCACACACACCUCAUCUGUUGUACCCAUGGGCGGGGACACAGCUACAUGUUGCUGGAGGUGGUCAGAGAACGAGCACCCUGCCCAGCUGUCCUCACUGCCAGACGGGGCUCUGCUCACACCCCUGCACACAGGGAGGCCAGCAUCCCCAGCCUUAAUUUCCUCAAGCCCUGGUCCAGCCGGCCACUGCCUUUCCUUCCUAACGUGUGGGGAGGCUGCCGUGGGGGCCCCCUGGAGGAGCAGGCUCACCGGCUGGCCCUGCACCUGCCUCGGCCGCUCACGCAGCCCC
This is a messenger RNA of Manis javanica (Malayan pangolin), 1400 nucleotides long. Lineage: Eukaryota; Metazoa; Chordata; Mammalia; Pholidota; Manidae. The record is from RefSeq and is a predicted model, not a curated record.